AUGCUUUACAACUACAGUGACAUGCAUGAAACCAUGAAGUUUCACCUCAACAACGUGGGCGACCCUUACAGAGGAUCAAAUUAUCGCAUUAAUUCCAUGGAGAUUGAAAAGGAUGUCCUUGAUUUCUUCGCAAAGCACUGGCAUGUCGAAGAGGAGUAUUGGGGCUACAUCACAUCAUCGGGGACCGAAGGUAACAUGGAAGGGCUUUACAUAGGCAGAGAACGUUUCCCCGAGGGAAUUCUAUACCUGUCCAAAGACAGCCAUUACUCUAUAUUCAAGAUUGCGAGGUUGUUUCGGAUGAAAUUCCAGGUUGUCAAUUCUCGGGAGAAUGGUGAAAUGGAUUACACAGAAUUUGAGCAGCUGAUCCAACAAAACGCGGGUGUCCCUGCGAUCAUCAAUGCGAACAUUGGAACAACCAUGAAGGGAGCUGUUGAUGACAUCGGGAAGAUCGCAGAGAUUCUCACCAAGUACAACACCGAAUUCCAUAUCCAUGCCGACGGCGCGCUGAUGGGUUUUGUGCUGCCCUACAUCUACAAUAACCUUUCCUUCAAGAGGCACAUCAACAGUAUAGCAAUAUCUGGUCAUAAGUUUCUCGGAACUCCGUUUCCUUGUGGCGUAUUCGUCACGGAGAAGAAAUUCCGUUCCCUGAUAGAAAACAGGAUCGACUAUAUUGAUUCGGUCGAUGAUACCAUUCUGGGGUCAAGGAAUGGACAUGCUCCCUUGUUCCUGAAGCACAUCAUCACGGUGAAGCAGAACAAAGGAUUCAAGGAGGAUGUCUUCCGGUGCUUGUAUCUUGCUCAGUGGCUGGUGAAUCGCAUGCAGAGUCUGGGGAUCGACGCAUGGAUGAAUGAUCUCUCUAUCACAGUGAUCUUCCCCCGGCCAGCAGAGAUUGUCGUCAAGAGGUGGCAGCUCGCGUCGAAUGGCAAUCUCUCCCAUGUGGUUGUAAUGCCGCAUGUCACACAAGAGAUGCUGGAGGUGUUCUUGAAGGAGUAUCUCGCAAACCCUUCUCCCUCCUAG
Messenger RNA from Guillardia theta CCMP2712, 1017 nucleotides. RefSeq lists its product as hypothetical. The transcript has a single exon. Gene Ontology annotation, molecular function: carbon-carbon lyase activity; pyridoxal phosphate binding. The record is from RefSeq and is a predicted model, not a curated record. Bases 1 to 1017 code for a protein of 338 amino acids. NCBI's taxonomy places the organism in Eukaryota, Cryptophyceae, Pyrenomonadales, Geminigeraceae. Gene Ontology annotation, biological process: carboxylic acid metabolic process.